CACUUCCCAGCAUGCCAGCUAGUGCAUCGCGUCCCCUCGAGAAAGCUCCGAGUGCUGCGUGCAUUGAGAGCCUAUGCGAGCCCACAGCGCUCCCACUACCGCUCUCCCUCUUGCUUCUCUACCGGCCGGGGACUCCAAGUCCCGUCAUGCAUCGCGCGGCGGCGCAGACUAUAGCUCCCGGCACGCCGCUUUCGGGCGGCAGGAGGCAGGCUUCGCCCCCCGCCCCCGCCGCUUCUCCAGUCAGGCGGCGCCACGGGCAGCCCCAUCCACGUCGGGGUCCUCGCGCGGCCCGGCCUCCUUUGAACGGCCGCGGCGGGCGCGCUGGCGGUUGGCUGCGGCUGCUGCUGCUGCUGCUGCCGCCGCUCCUGCCGGCACCAUGGCCACGGCCUCGGCCUCGGCGGCCGCCGGCGCCCCAGCGCCCCCGCCGUCCCCGCCGCCCCCGCCUCCGGGCCCCGGGAGCGCCCGCUCCGCGGCCAGUGUGGAGCGAGACCUGCUCUGGCGGGUUCUUGGCUGGAGAAUAGCCACCAGCAUGGUCUGGUCUGUCCUGCUUUUGCCCAUCUGCACCACGGCCUUCAUUGUCUUCAGCAACCUCAACCUCUUCCAUCCUGUCCAGUGGAUCUCAGACGCUUUCCACGAUCUGUAUGGCUCCUACGUGGUCUUUUACCUCCUGCUGCUGUCACUGGUGGUGGUCGUCAUCAGCAUUUUCAACAUCGAGUUUUACACAGUGGCACCAUCCAUCCCCUGCUCCCGCCUGGCCCUGAUUGGGAAGAUCGUCCACCCCCAGCAGGUGAUGCACUCCCUGGUGCACUCGGCCAUGGGCAUGCUGAUGGCAUGGUGUGCGGCUGUGAUGACCAAGGAACAGUACCGUGUGCUGGCUGUGCCCUGCACUGAUUCUGACAGCUUGGACAGGAAGGCGGCCCGGGCCUGCUUGAAUGAGCAUCACCUCUUCCUCCUAUUGGCUGGAGCCUUCAUGGGCUACAGCUACAGUCUCCUCUACUUCGUGAACAACAUGAACUAUCUGCCCUUCCCCAUCAUACAGCAAUACAAGUUCCUGCGGUUCCGGAGAGCUCUGCCCCUGCUCCUGCGGCACAGUGCCGUGGAAUCCCUGUACCUGGUCAGGAAUUUCUGCGGCCUCUACUAUUUCCUGGGCUAUAUCCCCAAAGCGUGGAUCAGCACUGCUAUGGACCUCCAGAAAGACGAGAAGCAGCCUCUCCUGGACAGCCUGAGUGGGCUCUUGGACCUCUCCCUGCUCUACCACGUCUGGCUCUGUGGGGUCUUUCUUCAGGUGACCUGGUACAUCGCCUGGGUGCUCUUCAAGAUCUAUGCCACAGAGGCUCACGUCUUCCCUGUUCAGCCCAUGUUUACAGGAGACUCAGAGGAAUGCUUACCAAAAGUCUUAAACGGCAGCUCUCCCCUCAUCAUAAAGUAUCUGGCCCUGCAGGACCUCAUGCUGCUGGCUCAGUACUCUCCUUCCAGGCGACAAGAAGUAUUCAGCCUCAGCCAACCAGGGGGGCACCCCCACAACUGGGUGGCCAUAUCUCGUGAGUGUUUGGCUCUGCUGAACGACUUGACCCAGAAACUUGUGAUCUACCAAGAAGCCGCGGCCACCAACGGACGAGUGAAGCCCCCGCCCAGCCCUGUCGAGUCAGAGAAGCCCCGGGUGAUGGAAGAAGAAAUUACCUUUCAGACUCCCAAGGCCAGGCUGAUGUCAAAGGCUUUGAUGCCAUCGCUGGUAAAAGCGUCCCUCUUUUCUUCCAAAUUUGCUUCUCCUGACUCCCCCGCUCCGGUCAUCUCCCUGUUUGGUGACAAUGUUGGGAGUCGGAUGGCGGGGGUAGGAGACUGCAAGUGUCCUGCGUAUGAGGGCCCCCCGAGUCCCCAGCUGAUGAGAAGAGGCCCCAGACUGUGGACUUCACUGACAGAUCUGCAAAGCAAUGGGCCCCAGAGCCCUGGCUCAUUCCCUCUGUCUGUUAGUUGUGAGGCCAAACACAAAGGCAGAGGCCCGCCCAGGAAGCUGUAUGCGUGGCUGCAGAGUAAACAGCAGCAGGUGAAGAGCUUCCUGUCCAAGCGUGUGCUGAUCGUGUACUUUUUCAGCAAGCACCCAGAGGCUUCUAUCCAGGCAGUUUUUGCAGAUGCUCAGAUGCACAUCUGGGCAUUAGAAGGUCUGUCCCACUUGGUAGCAGCAUCCUUUACUGAAGACAGGUUUGGGGUUGUCCAGACCACGCUCCCCACCAUUCUGAGCACUCUGCUGAUGCUGCAAGAGGCAGUCGACAAACACUUCAAGCUGCCGCAUGCGUCCAGCCGACCACCCAGGCUCUCGGGAAGCCUCGUGGACACUUCUUAUAAGACCUUGAGGUUUGCGCUCCGUGCGUCCCUGAAAACUGCCAUCUACAGGAUAACUACCACCUUUGGGGAACACCUCAACGCGGUGCAGGCAUCUGCUGAGCAUCAGAAGAGACUUCAGCAGUUCUUGGAGUUCAAAGAGUAGUUAAGUAAUAGAAACUGUGUUCAUUACCCUGCUGAUACUGCCGCAGAUGGGACAGUGAAUGCUCAGCAUUCUUGGAUCAGAAGAAAAUGGACUAAUUAGAUGCUUCCUUUGUCGUAGUGGUUGCUUUGAAAACUAUACUUUAAUGGGAGAAAUCAUGGAAAGAAAUUCUCAGCCGAAUAACAGAAAACGGCUUUUUUGUACUGAUCACUUUUUUUUGGGGCUGGGGAGGGGAUAAUAAAGUCUUUAUUCCUCUCUGUGAGCAUCCCUGACAAUGCAGCGGACACUCGGAAAGUGGAGAGUCUGAGGAAGUGGGCCAUCAGUCAGUCGUGGCUGCAGGGAGGAGGUGGUGGAGUAGAAUAUGGAGAGACACGUUUUGUUAAUCUGUCAGGUUGUGUUUUUAUUUAUGGGGAGAGAUUAAAUUUGCAUGAUUGUCCAAAAGAGCCUUCUCCCCUUACAGAUGCCAGCUUUACAUUCAGGAAUGUGGAAAAUUUCACUUCUUAAGUUACGAGAUUAAACAUAAACAUUCAUUUUAUGAAAAGCACUUGACCGAAAUCUGUGAAUUGAACUUAGUGAUUUACUGGUGAAUGGACUGCGCAUAAGUAUCCAUUUUCUUGACUCUGAAUUUGCUUUCUUUUUCCCAAAUGGAACAUGAUACAAUUGUAAGGUUUUUAAAACAAGAGGAAAGUUUUGCAAAGGAAAAACGUGGACACCUUUUUUCUUGGGAUGUUUUUGGGAGCCGAUUUUCACUGUGUCAGGUUGGUUUGCAAAGCUCUCUAACCUUAGAGAGCAAGCAGCCUUUGCUGUGCUGACUGUUCAAUUAAAAUGUAUUGACCAAGAAA
Phascolarctos cinereus (koala) is the source of this 3324-nucleotide messenger RNA. It is a transcript of the gene NDC1, whose product is annotated as NDC1 transmembrane nucleoporin. Gene Ontology annotation, cellular component: nuclear pore transmembrane ring. Gene Ontology annotation, biological process: nuclear pore organization. Lineage: Eukaryota; Metazoa; Chordata; Mammalia; Diprotodontia; Phascolarctidae. The record is from RefSeq and is a predicted model, not a curated record. Gene Ontology annotation, molecular function: protein-macromolecule adaptor activity.